This is a messenger RNA of Echinococcus granulosus, 867 nucleotides long. RefSeq lists its product as hypothetical. The record is from RefSeq and is a predicted model, not a curated record. Lineage: Eukaryota; Metazoa; Platyhelminthes; Cestoda; Cyclophyllidea; Taeniidae. The coding region runs from base 1 to 867 and encodes 288 amino acids. Gene Ontology annotation, molecular function: DNA binding. The transcript has 4 exons.
AUGGGAACAUCCAGGAAACGGUUUGUUUCCAAGCUACCCGACUUUAUGGAUUUUGUCAAGGCUUAUAAUUUUAAGUUAGAGUGUUGUAGACGGUCAGAAGGCAUGGACAUGCCCCUUCUGGACGAUGACAGAGUACAUUUAUUUAUAAUUCUUCUCCUAAUACCCCUUCAAUUUCUUGUUUGGAACUACAUACAUGCGUCGCAAGACGACACGGAUUUAAUCUUCAGACCCAGUAUCUACUUUAAGUCCAACCCAUUUUUCGUAUUUAAUUAUCUUAAAAACGCAACUGCAAAGAUUUACCGGAGGGGUGUUGCUGGCAUUUCGUCCCUAAAGUUGAAAGACUUGUUUGCUUUCCCGAUAUCAAUGCGAUCUUCCAAGCCGACAUUGCCACCACCUUCACCACCUAAGAUUAUUGAGCUUUACGAACGCAAUCACGUCUUUUUUGGAGCCAACCAGCGAAUUCAUCAGACUCGACCCCUCUCCCUGCGUUUUUCAAUUGGUCAGGUAGUGCGCCAUCGUCUGGGUUUUAAGGCCGUGGUGAUUGGUUGGGACGAGUUCGCAUGUGCACCGGCAUCCUGGAUGGUCCUCCGAUAUCCUCGACUCGAGAGAGAGCUGGAAGCAAGACGACAGCCAAACUAUCGUCUUCUUGCCGAUGCAAAGGACACAAUUUUCCAGUUGGGGCCUGUAUACGCUGCUCAAGAUGAGCUGGAGGCCUUGUCUCCAGAAGAACUAAAGACGGAGACCAGAGACCUCUACCCUCAUGUAGCCGUAAUCAAACACUCAAUCAUCCCUGAAUUUUUCGACUUUUUUGAUGGGAAAAAGUUUUCUCCCCGACCAUGGCUUCGUCGCAUCUAUCCUCAAGGGUGA